AUGAUCAUCUUCCGUUCCGCCAGCAGACUGUUCGGCCAUUCCACGCGCGCUGCCAUCGCCGUCGCUAUCGGAGGAGCUUUCCCCGCGGCUAAACUUCCCCCCCGCAUCCUACAACCGCAGAUUCUCACUCACAUCCACAGACGCACAAUGGCUUCCGCAAUGGCUAAGCGGCUCGAAGGCAAAACCAUUGUCAUUACCGGUGCUUCUUCCGGUAUUGGCUACAGCACUGCCAAGGAGUUUGCGCGGACCUCGCCCAAGAACCUGAAGAUCAUCGCCACAGCCCGUCGCGUCGACAGGCUAGAGCAGCUGGCCAAGGAAAUCAAGGAGGAAGUCGGUGAUGGCGUCAAGGUGUUGCCCGUUGCUUUGGAUGUCUCGAACCCGCAGGAGGUAAAGAACUUUGUGCCUUCGCUGCCUGCUGAGUUUCAAGACAUCGACGUACUGGUGAACAAUGCCGGCCUUGUCAAGGGUGUUGCUCAAGCUCCUGAUAUCGACCUGGAAGACAUCAAUGUUAUGGUGGCUACCAACGUCACAGGGCUGAUCAACAUGACCCAGGCUGUUUUGUCUGUCUAUAAGAAGAGAGACGAGGGCGGUCGCGGAGAUAUUAUCAACAUUGGAAGUAUUGCCGGUCGCGAGCCAUAUGCUGGUGGAGGUAUCUACUGUGCUACCAAGGCUGCAGUGCGCAGCUUUUCGUCUUCUCUCAGGAAGGAGCUCAUCUCUACUCGCAUCCGAGUUAUCGAGAUUGAUCCUGGUCAGGUUGAGACGGAAUUCUCGGUUGUGCGAUUCUAUGGUGACAAGUCCAAGGCAGAUGCGGUCUACGCUGGCUGCGAGCCUCUCACUCCCGAUGACAUUGCAGAGGUCAUCGUCUUCGCUGCAGGACGCAGGGAGAACGUCGUCAUUGCAGACACUCUUAUCUAUCCCAGCCACCAGGGUGGUGCCAACGCUAUUCACCGCAAGUCGUGA
Messenger RNA from Talaromyces atroroseus, 960 nucleotides. RefSeq names its product putative oxidoreductase. Gene Ontology annotation, molecular function: oxidoreductase activity. The transcript has 5 exons. The record is from RefSeq and is a predicted model, not a curated record. The coding region runs from base 1 to 960 and encodes 319 amino acids. Gene Ontology annotation, cellular component: cytosol. NCBI's taxonomy places the organism in Eukaryota, Fungi, Ascomycota, Eurotiomycetes, Eurotiales, Trichocomaceae.